This is a messenger RNA of Mesorhabditis belari, 852 nucleotides long. The record is from the annotation of a GenBank genome assembly. Lineage: Eukaryota; Metazoa; Nematoda; Chromadorea; Rhabditida; Rhabditidae.
AUGUCUGAAAGUUUGUGGGAAACGAUUGGACAUUACGGUGAUCCGGAUGAGAUCACGCAAUUCUUUUGGGGAGCUUCCAGAAUUACAACGUGUUACGGUAUUCCGUGCACCUUUGUCUUGACAUUUCUCUGCGGGAUUUUGAUUCGCGACAAGAGUUUGAGAAAAGAAUAUGAGAACACGAUCACUUUCAUGUCAUUCGCUUGUUUUAUUCUUGGUACACCAAUCGUUUGGUACAACGUGACGAUCUUUUUGGGAAUGCAGAUCACAAAUGGGGAUUUGAAAUUCACUCUCUUUACAUGCACUCUUUUCAAAAUGAUUCCAAUAACGAUGUGGUAUUGCUCAUUUCUUGUGCCUAGUGUAGUUGCCUUAAAUCGUUAUUUACUAAUAGUGCGAGGUCAUCAAACGAAUCUAAAAUUCUCACUGAGAAUCUUGUUCAGCAUGUGGACCCCAAUGCUAAUCGUCGACUCAAUGCAUUUUCUGAUUGGUGUACCGACUCCAAAUGAUACUUGUACAAUGUUACUUUAUCUCAAAAUGGAUCCAGUCCCACAGUUAUAUACUUUAUAUGUCUUCUCUGGAAGUGCCAGUGGAAUCGUGUUAAACACCCUCACUUACAAACACAUCAAAAAGUUAGCCUCAAUCGGUAAAAUCAAAGCCGAUGAAAAACAAAUCUUCUACUCAUGUUUUCUUCAAUCAUUUGUCCCGUUUUUUGCCAUAUUUUUUCUAAUGAUCUCAAAUUUUGCGAUAUUUACUGGAUUGUUUACUGUACCGAUUUGGUUUACCCGACCGGCGAAUAUUUACGCGGUGAUCGGAUCAACACUGUUGAUACCAUUGAUUGGGAUGUUUAUGGUGAGA